AUGUACGACGAUGUUCAACUCUCCCCUCAGGAUCCAGUACAUGGCACGGAGAUCAACCUCAUCGACCCGUCCUUGACGCAGAUUGGCGGCUUAGCACCCGACGCCUGUCUUGAAUCAUCUAUCGCGGACAAGGCCAUUUCCAACUCCCCAUUGCACGACAGUGAUGGCCAAUCGGUUUGCGAAAGCCCUCAUUCCCACCAGCAAUAUGUGCAGCCUGGAGAAGUUUCGAAAGCGCCAUCUCCAAGGGCCACGAUUGGAGACCGGAGGAGCCAAAGAUCCAGUUUCACUCGUGAAGACAAUUCCGCGAGCGUUCCUGCCGCCUUGAAAUUGAAUAUCAACCUCAAUACCAAUGGAUCAAGCAGAGCCCACAACGGGAUUUUCAAGACCCCUGCAACAGACCCUUUGGACCCCGAGGUCAUAAGCACCAACUCGAUCCCUUGCGCUUCGGACGAGACUAUUCUUAGGAGUCAACCUGCCAACAAGGACUCAGCUCAGGAGGAGCUGAUCUUCAACCAGCCUCUUCCCGCAUCUCCAAACAAGAGUCUGAGUGAGCAAGCCAUGUUUGACUUUCUCUCAAAAAUGCCUAAGAAUGUCAUCGAGACAUUCAUGAAGUCUCAAAUAGAGACGCCUCUUCAGAGAUCUACAUCGACGACAAAUGGCAGUGCUGACGGCCAGCAUCGGUGUUCGGACCCCGGCUGUGGCAAAGUGUUCAACCGCAAGUGUGAACUCAAGUACGUAUUAAUCCUGUUAUCCCGCAUGUCUAAGUCGUUAACCAAGGAAUAG
Colletotrichum fioriniae is the source of this 783-nucleotide messenger RNA. RefSeq lists its product as uncharacterized. The record is from RefSeq and is a predicted model, not a curated record. Lineage: Eukaryota; Fungi; Ascomycota; Sordariomycetes; Glomerellales; Glomerellaceae.